This is a messenger RNA of Zingiber officinale, 1519 nucleotides long. RefSeq names its product flavin-containing monooxygenase FMO GS-OX-like 9. NCBI's taxonomy places the organism in Eukaryota, Viridiplantae, Streptophyta, Magnoliopsida, Zingiberales, Zingiberaceae. The record is from RefSeq and is a predicted model, not a curated record. The transcript has 7 exons. Gene Ontology annotation, molecular function: N,N-dimethylaniline monooxygenase activity; flavin adenine dinucleotide binding; NADP binding. Bases 82 to 1350 code for a protein of 422 amino acids.
AAAAGUUUAUAGAGCAAGUGGAGAUCACACGCAUGCAGCAAAUUAAAGGUUUGCUUCGUCAUCGGAGCAGACGAUCGAUCGAUGCCCAUGGCUGUUGACUCAUUGAAGUCGUCUAAGCACGUCUGCGUCGUCGGCGCUGGCCCCUCUGGUCUCAUCUCUGCCCGCGAGCUCCUCAAGGAAGGCCACUCCGUCGUCGUGCUGGAGCAGAACCACGACCUUGGCGGCCAGUGGCUCUACCAAGAUGCCGACGCCACUGCCACAGUCCACAGCAGCGUCUACGCCUCCUUGCGCAUCAACACUCCCAGAACCUCCAUGGAGUUCACCGACUUCAUGUUCACUCCCGUCGAAGGAAGAGACACCAGGAAUUUCCCCGGCCACCGUGAGCUCUUCCUCUACCUCAAAGACUUCGCCCGGUGUUUCGGGUUGACCGAACUCAUCAGGUUCAACGCAGAAGUAGUCCAUGUCGGCUUGGCGACACCAACUCACAAAUGGAUUGUGAGAUCAAGGGACAGGAGAACUGAUGGUGGUGAGUUCGCGGAAGAGAUCUUCGAUGCUGUUGUCGUCGCCACUGGCCCUUUCUCCCUGCCCAGGCUUCCAAAAAUCAGGGGAAUGGAGGAGUGGAAGAGGAAGCAGCUUCACUGCCAUGUCUACAGAAUCCCAGAUCCCUUCCAAGAUGAGGUGGUGGUGGUCGUUGGUGGUUCAAUCAGUGGACCAGAGAUUGCUCUGGAACUUGUUCAUGUUGCCAAAGAAGUUCAUAUAAGUACUAAACACUCCGAAAUCCCCGAGAAACUAGUGAAGCCUGUGGCCAAGCAUGCACAUCUGCACUGGCACCAAGAGAUAGAGUUGCUUUGUGAAGAUGGAACUGUUCUAUUUGCUGAUGGUUCAAGUGUAGUUGCCGAUACUAUUCUCUACUGUACUGGGUAUUCAUAUUCAUUUCCAUUCCUGGACACCAAAGGAAUCAUCCAUGUGGAUGAGAACAGAAUUGGACCUUUGUAUGAACACACAUUUCCUCCCUCUCUCGCUCCAUCCCUUUCUUUUGUUGGGAUUCCAAACAAGUUUAUCAUCUUUCGAUUUCUUGAGUCGCAAGCGAGAUGGAUAGCUCAGGUGCUCUCUGGAAAGAGGAAGCUUCCAUCGGCAGAUGAGCUGAUGAAAGCAAUCGAAGAAGUCGAACGCCAUCAAAAGCUCGAGGAACCAAAAUAUUUCAUACAACUAGCUGCUGAAUUAUUGGAGUAUUACGAUAGGUACGGAGAUCAAUGUGAUUUUCCACACUUAGAAGAUUGGAGAAGAGAGAUCAUAUUGAAGGACUUGGAAAAUUGUUUAAACAAUAUUGAAACAUUCAGGGAUGAAUAGCAAGGAUGGUAAUUUGUCUCUCUGAAUUUUUGUUGUACUUUUGGUAUCUAGUUUGUCAUUGAUCGAUGAACUAAGAAUAAAAUUUAGAUAAUGAUGCCUUUUGAGUCUUUUUGUAUUUAUAACUGGGCUAUUCUUUAUGUGAUAUUUUUUGUUAUUUUUAUUUUUUUUA